This is a messenger RNA of Pichia kudriavzevii, 1890 nucleotides long. RefSeq lists its product as uncharacterized. The record is from RefSeq and is a predicted model, not a curated record. Gene Ontology annotation, molecular function: protein binding. The transcript has a single exon. The coding region runs from base 1 to 1890 and encodes 629 amino acids. NCBI's taxonomy places the organism in Eukaryota, Fungi, Ascomycota, Pichiomycetes, Pichiales, Pichiaceae.
AUGGCUAAAAAGGACAAGAAAAACAAAGAGGCAAAGAAAGCGUUGAAGGCUGCCAAGGCUGAGAAAAAGGCUGCCAAGGGUGAUUCCAAACUGAAGAAACUAUCGAAAAAGGCAGGUGACGAUAUUGAAGAUGAUGUCGAUAUUGAUACCUUGUUAGCGCAACUGGCAGAAGAGCAAGCUCAAUUCGAAGCGGUACAUGUGUCGACAAUUGACAAACCCAUCAAGAGGACGAAUGCGACCCUUGUAGCUGCUCCAAUGGCCCAGCGCCGGGAGCUGUUUUUAUUUGGUGGUGAAACAGCAAAUAACCAAGGUAUCGUGCAUUUCCAUAAUGAUUUGAACGUAUAUUCGCCUGAUAGUGACACUUGGAGGAGAUAUGUUAGUAAAAAUUCUCCAUUGGCAAGAUCGUCCCAUGCAAUGUGUUUCCAUCCUUCGGGUAUCAUGGUUUUACAUGGUGGUGAAUUUUCUUCUCCAAAACAGUCCACCUUCCACCAUUACUCGGAUACUUGGAUCUUGGACGUCGAGUCUAAGGAAUGGGCUAAAGUGGAGGAAAAGAGGGGCCCAAGUGGAAGAUCGGGUGCUAGAAUGGCUGUUUGGAAGAACUAUGUUAUUCUUUCGGGCGGUUUCAGAGACCUGGGUUCCCACACAACUUACCUGAAUGAUCUAUGGUUGUUUGACGUAAUGAGUUAUAAAUGGACCCAAGUUGAAUUCCCGCAAACCAUGAGUAUGCCAGAUCCAAGAUCUGGCCACUCCUUCAUCUGUUACAAUGAUGAGUGCGUCCUUUAUGGUGGCUAUACAAAGGUGAAGGCAGGUAAAGGGUUACAGAAAGGUAAGGUUUUAACUGACACAUGGACUUUGAAGAUGAAGUCGGAUAUCAAAUCCUUAAGAUGGGAGAGAAAGAGGAAGCAAGGGUGGCAGCCAUCUCCAAGAGUUGGGUGUUCCAUGCAGCUGCACAAAGGCAGAGGUUUCCUCUUUGGUGGUGUGUAUGACUUGGAUGAAACUGAAGAGACUCUAAGCUCUGAAUUUUAUAAUACACUUCUAAGUUAUAACUGUGAGACUAAUAGAUGGUUCAAUUUGAAAUUAAAACCUCGUAAGAAGAGGGAGGUUGUUAAAAAGGAAAAAAUCAAUAGGGACAAAGAACUGGAGGACAUUUUAAAUGAAAUUUUGAAGAAUGCUAAUUUGAAUGACGAUGAUGACGGGGAGGUGGAAGCAGAUUCUACCAAAAACUCCAUUGGAGAAGAUGACGAGGAAGAAGAGCACAAAAAGAAGGAGUAUCCUAUUAGAGCGCAGUACCCACACGAAAGAUUCAAUGCUCAUACUUGUGUUAUGGACGAUAUCUUCUACAUUUACGGUGGUGUUUGGGAAGAUGGGGAGAUUGAGUGCAAUUUAGACUCUUUCUAUGCAAUUGAUAUAUCUAAACUUGAUGGAGUUACUAUAUUUUGGGAAGACUUAUCUGAAAUCGAUGCAGCAACUGCAGAAUUCGAAGAUGAAUUUGAAGACGAUGAAGACGAGGACGAUGAAGAUGACGAUGAAGGGGAUGAAGAAACUGAUCAGAAGCUAAUUGCAGAAGACGAGGACGAAGAAGAGGACGAAGAGGAUGCAGAAGAUGUCGAGCCUGCUAUCCCUGAUGAAAGGCCAUGGCUUCCACAUCCUAAAGCUUUUGAGUCUUUGCGUAAUUUCUAUGUGAGAACAGGUGCCGAAUUCUUGAAGUGGGUCAUUGAUCAAAAUAGAGAUUCCAGAGGUAAGGAUUUGAAAACCAAGGCGUUUGAAUUGGCUGAAACCAGGUGGUGGGAGAGAAGAGAAGCAGUGCAAGCCGAGGAAGAAGAAUUGGAGGAGAGUGGUGUUGAGCAAGUCAUUGAAAAAGACUUCUCUAAAGCUACAAAAAGAAGAUAG